Echinostoma caproni is the source of this 648-nucleotide messenger RNA. NCBI's taxonomy places the organism in Eukaryota, Metazoa, Platyhelminthes, Trematoda, Plagiorchiida, Echinostomatidae. The record is from the annotation of a GenBank genome assembly.
AUGCGCGUCCCUCCCCUAAUCCGCACUAUGGAUGAAGUGAAAGAGAAGUUAGAUUUACUGAAGUCCCUGGAUGACAUUGAAUUCGCUGUAAGCGUAUUGAAACAGGAGGAUGUCAGUAAGGAGAACAUUUUGGAUAUUCACUAUCGUCAACUGAAAUGUGACAUACGUCCAAUGGAUGAGAAAGAGCCCAUGUAUGAUGUUUUGCGUCGCUAUUUGGAAACAAACCAUGGUGUCACACACAACUGGUAUACACUGGAAUUGUUGGAUGUGUUCGAAUGCGCCAAACCAGAUUUAGAUAACCUGUUCUUGGAUCAUGGUAAUCGCAUGCUGUUGUGGCAUGGCAGCCGGCUGACUAACUGGGUCGGCAUUUUGGGACGUGGUUUGAAGAUUGCUCCACCCGAGGCCCCAUCGACGGGCUAUAUGUUUGGGAAAGGUAUAUACUUCGCCGAUUCAUCAUCCAAAUCUGCAAAUUACAUUUAUCCCACUCAGAAGAAGAACGUCGGUUUGGUGGCCUUGUGUGAGGUGAGUGAGGUUGCUUGGUGUGUGUUUCCGCCUAUCUCUUCCCUCAACUGUCAUGUUUCUGUUCCAUUGGUACGCUUCUUUAGUUUAGGAAGCAUUCCGCUUAAUCGGGCGCUUGUCCGUUUGUGA